This is a messenger RNA of Perca fluviatilis (European perch), 2396 nucleotides long. RefSeq names its product sodium/hydrogen exchanger 2-like. Gene Ontology annotation, molecular function: sodium:proton antiporter activity. NCBI's taxonomy places the organism in Eukaryota, Metazoa, Chordata, Actinopteri, Perciformes, Percidae. Bases 58 to 2205 code for a protein of 715 amino acids. The record is from RefSeq and is a predicted model, not a curated record. The transcript is spliced from 13 exons. Gene Ontology annotation, cellular component: membrane. Gene Ontology annotation, biological process: regulation of pH; proton transmembrane transport; sodium ion transport.
ACCCCUGUCCUAUUCUCUCCCUGUCCCUCUCUCCUGUUGUCCCAGCAUGGCUGCAGGAUGGCUGCCCUGUGGACUCUCUCACUGCUGCUCUCUGCCUGCCUGUUUUGGCCUGCAUGUUUGGCCCUGAAUCCCCCAGCUGAGCUCCCACAGCCCCACAACCUGCCCCCCUCACUGGGCGCCAACAGCAGUGAUGGUGGCCUGUCUGUGGAUCUGCCCAUGCCUCUGAGGGUUUUCAGCGUGGACUAUAACCAUGUGCAGGCUCCCUUUGAGAUCGUGCUGUGGAUCAUGCUGGCCUCACUGGCCAAGCUGGGUUUCCACUGGUCAGGUCGAGUCCCAGCAGUGGUCCCAGAAAGCUGUCUCCUCAUCAUGGUGGGCCUCCUGGUUGGAGGGGUGAUCUAUGGCGUUCGCCACUCUGCUCCCCCGACUCUCAGCGCGGAUGCUUUCUUCCUCUUCCUGCUCCCGCCCAUCGUGUUGGACGCAGGAUACUUCCUGCCAGGGAAGCUGUUCUUUGAAAACCUCGGGACCAUCCUUUGGUAUGCGGUACUGGGAACCCUCUGGAAUGUGCUGGGCAUCGGCCUGUCUCUGUACGGUGUGUGUCUGCUGGCCCCGAGCUCUCUGGGAGACAUCUCUCUGCUCCACUGCCUGCUGUUUGGCUCUCUGAUCGCUGCCGUCGACCCCGUGGCCGUGCUCUCCGUCUUCCAGGAAAUGCAUGUCAACGACCAGCUUCACAUCCUGGUGUUUGGAGAGUCGCUGCUCAACGACGCCGUGACCGUGGUGCUCUACAAGCUGUUUGAGUCCUUCCUCCGUCUGCCGUCAGUGUCGGGGCUGGAUGUGUUGCUGGGGGGGUGCAGGGUUUUGGUGGUGGGCCUCGGCGGCCUGUUCGUAGGCCUCUUCUUUGGCCUGGUGGCGGCCCUCACCUCCCGGUUCACCUCCAGAGCCCAGGUCAUCGCCCCGCUCUUUGUCUUCCUCUACUCCUACCUGUCCUACCUGACCUCAGAGAUGCUUCACCUCUCUGGCAUCAUGGCCAUAGUGACCUGUGCCGUGACCAUGAAGCAGUAUGUGGAGGCUAAUGUGUCAGAGCGCAGCAAGACCAGCAUCCAGUACUUCCUGAAGAUGUGGAGCAGCGUGAGUGAAACCCUCAUCUUCGUCUUCCUGGGCGUGUCCACAAUACAGGAUGUCCAUAUGUGGAGCUGGCCCUUUGUCUGCUCCACACUGCUGCUCUGCCUCAUCUGGAGGGCCACAGGUGUUCUCCUGCUGACUGCUGUGGUGAACAAGCUCCGGAGGAACACGGUCACCUUUCGAGAUCAGUUCAUCAUUGCCUAUGGAGGCCUGAGAGGGGCCAUCUGCUUCUCCCUCGUCUUCCUGAUCGACGACUUCCCAAAGAAGAGACUCUUCAUCACAACGACCAUCGUCGUCAUCCUCUUCACUGUCUUUGUACAGGGGAUGACUAUUAAGCCUCUGGUAGAGCUGCUGGAUGUGAAGAGGAAGAAGAGAGCUCUGCCUACGGUCAGCGAGGAGAUCCACAGCAGGCUCAUUGAUCAUCUGCUGGCAGGGAUAGAGGAUGUGGUUGGCUACUGGGGGCAGCACUACUGGAAAGACAAGUUUGAGCAGUUUAACAAGAAGUACCUUCGUCGUUUCCUGAUCCGUGAGGAUCACCAGGCUCCCUCCAGCAUCCUCAGAGUUUACCAGGAACUGGAGAGAAGGGACCAGAGGGGAGACGAGGAGGCACCACCACUAGUGGACCCUCGCUCCCACAGCCGUCCCCUCUUACCCGAGGAGAUGGACAGCAUCAGGCGUAUUCUCUCCAGAAACCUUCAGAACUUCAACAACAAGCAGACGCCAGCCUACAGCAGACACACCCUGCACCAAGACGCCACUAUGGACAGAACAAGGAAGCCUCUUCACAGACACCAGAGUCUGGGAGAAAGAUACACGUUUAAUACACAGGGGGAGGAUGGAGAGUUCAGUGGCUCACGCAGAGGGAGAGCAGGACUCAGCAGGUCUCACACAGUAUGCUCCAUGAGCCCGAGGCCUGUCCUCCAGGACUCAUCUGUCCUGGCAGCUCCAUCUCAGUCCAGAGGGCUAGUGGAUCCCAAAUCUUCAGCUGUCAGAAAGGAGCAGAUCUCUUCACAACAUCAAGCGCCUGAUGGAAGAGCCCCGAAGAAACAACUCAGCUUUGUUUUGGAGAGCGAGAAGCAGCAAUGAAGGCAGACUGUGAGAAAGACAGAGGAGAAGAAAUGUAAACCAGUGAAUUCAGUCAUUUCAAAAUGGCUCCAUAAAAGUGAUAAGUACCUCAUAUUUAUUUAGCCAUAGAGUUGUGGGUUUCAGGGCUGAUGAAAGUUUUUUUGCAAUUGUAUGGAUAUCUUCCAAUUAAAACUUUUUAAAUGGAUUAAUAA